GGGAGGGGGGGGGGGGGCUGUGUUACGACCAGCGCGGCGUCCGCUGCCGGUCGGCGGCGUCACGAUAUAACGCGCCGUGACGGUCGGCCGGGCAGAGUGGCACGAUGGCGGCCGCGGGAGGCAGAGCGAUGCCGCUGUUCAGCUCACUGGCCCUGCUCGUCCUGCUGGGCACAGCCGCAGAGCUGUCCGGCGCCGCCGGCCCUCCCGGCUCGGCGCUGCUCUUCUUCGAGGACAACGAGUGUCUGCCGGAGGACUUCCCAGAGGGCGUGGCCAUGUCGGUGCGGGAGGCGGCGGACACGUGCCGCAGGGGCCGCCACGGCUUCCGGCUGCCCGCCACGCUCGGCUGCCUCGCCGAACGACUGAACAUCAUCGGCGCCUCGGGUGUGGACGAGGCGGCGCUGGACGCGCUGCUGGAGUCGCUCUCCGCCGACAGCGCCUUCACCGCCCAGCUGCAGACGCUCGCCGACACCUGCCUCGCCGCCGUGAACCCCUCGCUGACGGCCCAGCAGCAGGGCGCGUUCGUGCUCGCCUGUCUGAGGCUCAGUCAGGCGUCCGAGUGCCAGCAGCAGGACGCGGACGCCUUGCUCUGUCUGAACGCCGACACGCUGUUUAAGUGCCCGAUCGGCAUCCACUCGCUGGUGCAGCGCUCGGCGCUCGAUAGCUGCUGGUGGGAAACCAAGCUGAGGGUCGUCCCGAAUGGGGCGGCCGCUCGGCCGGACGGCGGCUGCGCGGCGCGGGAGGAGCGCGCGCGCACCAACGCCAACUGCUCGCUGCAGGCGGCCGGCCUGGCCAGCGGCGACACGGUCGACCUGACGGCCGUGCAGGCGGCCAUCACCGCCAGCACCGACACCACUGAUACGGAGAAGGCGCUCCAGCAGACCGUGCUGAGCACGUGCCAGGCCAACGGCGCCGACACGGUGGACGCGUUCCUCGACUGCUGGACCACCGAGUCGGCCGACGGCUGCGUCACCAGCAUCGCCGAGCAGCUGGCCACCGCGCCCGUGGGGCGCCCGUCCGGUGGCGUCCACCCUCUGGGGGCUCCACCGCACGGCCGCCGCUGAGCGGCCAGCCCGGCGAGCGGGGCGGGCGCCGUCAGCCUCUCCGGGACCGCACCCCUGACCGGCCACCACCGGCAGCCGUGCCCACGGCUCUCCGCGGGCUCUCUGCGGCCGACCUAAUCCAUGGCGGCCAGCCGACCCGCCGCGCGUGUCUCGCGGCCACCUUACAUGACUCGCUCCGGCGUCCUGUGACGCUGUUUCUCUCGUCACUGCACGUCACACACGCACGUGCACUGGCAGGGACACUGCAUAUGUACGACUUCCUGUACGGACUAGACAUGUCUUGGCGUUUGUAUGAUGCGCUGUGCUUUUGAGGCCGCAGUUUUGCUAUUGCGACUUGCGAGUAUGCACCGAGAUGGUUCACAAAUGCAUUACACAUGAUGAUGUUGAAAAGAAAUAUACCACUUUCCUCAAA
Amphibalanus amphitrite is the source of this 1473-nucleotide messenger RNA. RefSeq lists its product as uncharacterized. NCBI's taxonomy places the organism in Eukaryota, Metazoa, Arthropoda, Thecostraca, Balanomorpha, Balanidae. The record is from RefSeq and is a predicted model, not a curated record. The transcript is spliced from 3 exons. The coding region runs from base 105 to 1061 and encodes 318 amino acids.